CCAUGUGAGCACGCGUCGGCUUCAAGGCUAAGCGCGUCUCAUCGCGAGACUUGUACAGUAUAUCUUUUGAAGAUCGUCGUAAAACUCAUUGUUCGGCACAUUUUACACGCAAGGAGGCUCUGUGUAUUCUCUUCAUAGCGUUGUAACAUGUCUUCCAGUCCCAAUAAUGCGGCAACUAACGAGGAUUUAUUGCAAGACAGCAUAUCUGAUGUAACACAAGCUGCAAAAAUACCGGCAAAACGUCGAGGGGCGAGCAUUAAAGCCACUGUUGAGACCCUCGCGUCGGAGUGCUAUGACAAGGGUGUACUUCCAGAUGCGUUGAAGGAACUGGUUGACCUUAUUAUCACUCCGAGUCAUCUGGACCAAGCAAGUCUCAAUAAUAUCCUCAGAAAUUUAUAUCCUGCAACACAGAUUGAUCCCGAGAUUGUCAUUAAUGUCAUUGGCUGCUUGGGGCAUGGCGCACUCAAGCCUUCUCUGCCGAUUCAAGGAGCACUUUUGAAAUGGUUGAUUAUGGUACAUCAUAUCGUCGGAGAACAGGGUGUGCUCCCGAAACUUUACGCCGUUUUGUUCAAUCUACUUGAUACUGCAGCCAUCAGACCACAAUUGUGCCAUAUCUUGGCACUGAUUACACGACGUAGACACGUCCGCCCAUAUCGCAUCCAAGCCGUGCUGGCUCUAAGCCGGCAAACAGGAAACGACCCUGCGCUUACAGGACUCCUGCGCGUCUUCAAGAAUUAUUACCCAGAAAUCAUCGUCGGUGAUGCAACACGUGGUAAGGCAUCAGCUUUCAAGCAUCCUGACCCCCAGUGGCGCCAACGACUCGACGAGAUUCAACAGAGGCAUGUCCAAUCUCUGCAGGAGCGGAACCAACCUCGGGAUGCAUUUCGAGUUACGCGUCGGCUUGGUAAUAGCCAUGGGAAGGUCAAUGCCAUACCUGAUGUGCACACCUCCCACGCUCACGAGGAUUCAAUUACGCUCGAAGAGAUUGAGACUGUUGACGGACUAGUCAGCAAUCUAGAAAAGAUUGAGUUGCCGAAUCAGUUGAUAUCAGUGCUCGCAGAUCCCUUACUCCAGAAGUUGAUGCUUAUGAAACCAGAUUCAGCUUCUGAAGAACGCAUCAGUAACUGGCUCAUGUCUUACGCAGAUGAAAUAUCUCGUGAUGAAGCGACAAGCUUAGCAGAGCUGACAGGAUUCCUGGAGACAUUGCAGGAUUAUGCCUCUACCACAAAAAAUCUGCCAUCAGCCGUGUUGUCGUUCUUCGUCUCGUAUCUAAAUGUAUGGGACGGAAAGCAAGCCAGACAGUACGUCUUGCACAUCUUGUCAUAUGCUACUCUUCCCGAGCACAGCUUUUCUGAUCUGUACGAAUCCAUCUUCGCAACUCUCGAGAGGAAGGUGCUGGACGGAUCUGCAGAUUCACAGUUGGAUGUACUCGGGUGCUAUAUUGCACUUUUACAGCACUGGACUACUUCUUUGAUAUCACAGCGCAGUUUUCGGAUAUCAAGUACUGCAGCUAUCUCAGAACUUAUCAGCCAUGCGAACAAGCUUUGCCUCACAGUGGCCCAGACAUCUUCUUGCACUCCAACGCACUCUGUAGUGCUUGAUUUCUACGAGGCAGUCGCAUAUAUCGCCUCGCAUACGAUACUUAGGAAGAGUGUUCGAAUUGUCAUCCCGCCGUCUGCACUCGUGUAUAUUCUGCACUUCAGCUCGUCACCAACAACGACCUCGCGUUUAUGUGGGGUUUUGUCACGUUACAAACAAGGUUUUCAGGCGGCUAUGGCAUCUUCACGCUCCGACUACACGACAGCAUAUAUCAAUGAAUUCAACGGAUUUCUGAUGGACGUCUGCAACUGUUUGUGGCGCUCUCGUGCCUUUAACUUUAAAGACGCCAACGCACACGCAUGUCUGAUGACCAAGGAUAUCACCGACGAUCUCACGAGCUAUGUUUCGGGCCUACGAAAGGGAAGCAAUCUGACGUCCUUGUUCACGAUAUCAGCCUCUCCAGUGCUCGGGUUACUCGCAACAUCCUAUUUACGUGAGCUCGAGGAUGUGGAGAUGGAACAGGGUUCUUCAGGUCUAGAUACAAGACACGCUGGGCCCGUGACAAAAGCCAGUCUCAAUACGCUUAGCAAGAACGGGGGAGUUAGUUUGACAUGGGAUGAGUACCGCCUAGGAGUUCUUAGCUAUCUUGAGCAGAACGGAAUGGAGGGUGUUGGGCGAUUGAUGCACGGUACUAUGACGACGCUUAUGAAGAGGACUUGAUCAUAGCAAUGAAUACCGUAGUCUCGAAGGUUUUGGUUUGGCGAUGCCGUGGGCAGUUCUUUUCCAAAAAGUGACCCCGAGUAUUCUAUUUGGGUAGACACGAUAUGAAGGAGCAGAACAAAGCCUGCCAAGAGAUAUGACAAUGAUUAUCGGUCGUAGGUUACUUUCUAAAACAAACAGUGCACCCUGCGUUGUUUCUGAUUGUCAGUUGCUCGGUAAAGGACAACUUGCAACCCAGAAGCCAGUCACACAUACAGAAUGGUUGCAUCGCUCUGAACACCGCAGAGGUAAAUAAACACAUCUAUGUACGACAUGGCUAUGACUAUGAAAUAUCGUGGUGCCGUAUUCUAGGCAAAUCAUUGCCAGCGGAGCCGAUGCGGAAGCUACCAGCAUAAUGAGAGGAUCGUGGUUUUCGGCUCACCAAGGUUGGGCCAUUUUUCUUCUAGGGUUCGGCGACACCCGCGUCUGCAGGGGC
Messenger RNA from Truncatella angustata, 2734 nucleotides. Its product is annotated as Mis6-domain-containing protein. Lineage: Eukaryota; Fungi; Ascomycota; Sordariomycetes; Amphisphaeriales; Sporocadaceae. Gene Ontology annotation, cellular component: nuclear body; cytosol; kinetochore. The record is from RefSeq and is a predicted model, not a curated record. The transcript has 8 exons. Bases 148 to 2259 code for a protein of 703 amino acids.